AUGGUCUAUGCUACCUGGCCUUGCUCUGUAUUCGUACCUUUCCUUCCAAUACACGUUUGCGGCCUCAUCUCAAUGCCUCCAUUCAUCCAUGUGCUUGAUAUUUACCGUCACUGGUCAUCACCGAGGUACACAAACGAGCAGUGGCGGAAACCAAGACUUUGGAGCUGGAGCAUCGCGCCAACUCUCAUCUUACCAAUCGUCUACUUCAACAAAACGCUUCUUCCACCGCCCAGAGAAACCAAUGCACAGAGUAGCGCCUGGUGUCUGCGCAAGUGCAACGCGGCAAAUUACACGCCGCAGCGGCAUAAACACCCAGAUCCUGUAGCUUGUGUCUGUAACACUCAUCGACGCAGCACAGACUUCAGCUAUCUUCGCCUCUUCGGAUCAGAUGAUGCCAUUGGGAUCGUCGUGCCUGUCCGGCUUGACCUGCCCCGCCUGUCUCGUCGUCUUCUUCACUGUAAUUCUGCUCUCCACAACCUGAACCACUUCUUCAACUGCCCUCUCGUCGUUACCCCUUCCGGCUUCCGGUUGAGUCGAGUCAAGUCGAUACACUGCCUGUCCCUUUCGGUCACAUUCUCGCCACUUUUCAGAGCCCCUUCGAAGCCGACGGGAUGCUUCAUGCCGUUCUCCGUACGGUGUACUGUUCCUAUGGUUGACAGCGCAUUGACUCGUCAUCCUACAAUGUCUUGUUCUCGUCCUUUUCGGCGGGUUGUCUCUGCCGUGUCAUUCUGCUUUGACAAGUGCCAUCGUUCAUCACCGAGAGGCCUCGCCCGCGUAGUCGACGGAUACACGUCCAAGUCCACGCCUGCCGGGCCUAUCUUCAGCCCGAGCAGGGGAGUCGAGUCCAAAGUUUUUAGUGUGGCACCAACUGACAUGGGGGCGUCGUCCAAACCCAGGGACGCAAAGACGCUUCAUGGACCAGGGGUCGGGACUGACGCCGGGGCCGGGGGGGCCAGGAUUCUGAACUAG
This is a messenger RNA of Colletotrichum lupini, 969 nucleotides long. RefSeq lists its product as uncharacterized. The record is from RefSeq and is a predicted model, not a curated record. Lineage: Eukaryota; Fungi; Ascomycota; Sordariomycetes; Glomerellales; Glomerellaceae. Bases 1 to 969 code for a protein of 322 amino acids. The transcript has 8 exons.